This is a messenger RNA of Hibiscus syriacus, 550 nucleotides long. RefSeq names its product costars family protein. The transcript is spliced from 2 exons. Lineage: Eukaryota; Viridiplantae; Streptophyta; Magnoliopsida; Malvales; Malvaceae. Bases 53 to 340 code for a protein of 95 amino acids. The record is from RefSeq and is a predicted model, not a curated record. Gene Ontology annotation, biological process: regulation of actin filament-based process.
UCAUACAUUUACAUGUAGUAUUUUUGUCAUUCAAGAAAGAAGGAAAAACACAAUGAAUGUAGAAGAAGAGGUGGAGCGACUCAAGGAAGAAAUCCAGAGACUUGGCCAGAUCCAACCUGAUGGUUCUUACAAGCAAAACUAUAUAAUAUCCGUUUGUGAUGUGUUCAAGGUCACAUUUGGGGUGUUAUUUAAUGAUGAUCGAUGCGCAAACAUCUUUGAAGCACUAGUUGGGACACUAAGAGCAGCAAAGAAACGAAAAGUUGUUACAUAUGAUGGUGAAUUAUUGCUCCAAGGAGUUCAUGACAAAGUGGAAAUUACACUCAAAGCUACUCCAGCCUAGAGCAGCAACUAAUGCAGUUCUAAAAAAAUAAAUUGCAAUUAUGGUUUUGCAGCAAAAGUUUGAUGGAUAUUCUAUGUAUUCUUUUUUAAUGUUAAUCGUGUUUUAAAUCUUGUUUCAGCAUAAGUACAUGUACUUUUGAAUACUCUUCUAUAAGAUUUCCGGUGUGUGUAUACCUAGAUUUGUAUGUGUUUUCUUUUGGUUAUGUUCAAA